UGGUUGUUGGAUUUGAAGCCAUACUGCUGCAAGCUAGUGGCUACCAUUCAGUCCUCUCCCUUCACGCGCUCACACCCCACUUACAGAGAGGAUAGGGAGAGAGAAUGGCAAUAGCUCUUGUCUCAGUUCCAACACCUCGCCAAACCAUUUGCACUCGACGCUCAUAUACUUACAGCAACUCGUGGUUUCAUAGCUCUGCAACAACUCUCAUUAAGUACCCAUCUAAGCCCAUCACCAUCCCUCUUUGUUCUCCCUCUACCUCUUCGACUUCUGUUGUAGAGGAUGGUCCCCCUCCUCCUUCAUCAGAUGCUCUUCCUACCACCGAAGAUGUUGACAAGCUCCCUCUUAGUGGUUGCAAGGGCUGUGGGAGAGAGGAAAUAGAGAAGGGAUGCAAUGGAGAGGGAAGAAUUCAAGGUGGGAUUGCAACCGUUCCGGGGUUCGGUUGGUGGCCAAUAAAGGCUUACAGGCCUUGUCCUGGAUUUUUAGCAUCUGGAGGCAGGUAUAGGCGACAAGGCCAAAGCAUGGACGAGGUAGCAUUUGGAAGGGAGCAAAAAGAAACUCCUGUAGGGAUCAGUGAUGAGGGUGAGACCAGGAAGAAAAGGCAAGAUCCAAGGAGAUUUAGGAGGUAACACUUUGCAAAGAGAUCGACUUGACCAUAGCUCGACUGGCAAUGGAGAACAGGUUGAGAUUUAUAUCUGUUGGGACCACGGGAUGUGGCUUUGUAUGUGAUCCUUUCUAGCCUUCUGCCCCAUCAAAAAUAGAAGAACUUUUUCAUGAAUUCUCAGAUUGAUGUUGUUCUGACCAUCAUUACUUCUGGUCUGUUUUACAUCCUUGUGCAGAGCAAGAAACUUGAUGUUCAUCGCAGUUGAUUCUACUGUGUACAGCUUUUGAGAGAUCUCUCUACCUAUUCAGCCCUCCAUGUCACUAAUCAAAUUUUAUAAAGUGACAUUCCAGAGAAAUUUCUCACUUCUUAAGAGUAAUUAUGUUC
Populus trichocarpa (black cottonwood) is the source of this 988-nucleotide messenger RNA. RefSeq lists its product as uncharacterized. Gene Ontology annotation, cellular component: chloroplast. Bases 105 to 629 code for a protein of 174 amino acids. The transcript has 3 exons. NCBI's taxonomy places the organism in Eukaryota, Viridiplantae, Streptophyta, Magnoliopsida, Malpighiales, Salicaceae. The record is from RefSeq and is a predicted model, not a curated record.